Messenger RNA from Eremothecium sinecaudum, 1917 nucleotides. It is a transcript of the gene SGM1, whose product is annotated as Sgm1p. The transcript has a single exon. Bases 1 to 1917 code for a protein of 638 amino acids. The record is from RefSeq and is a predicted model, not a curated record. Lineage: Eukaryota; Fungi; Ascomycota; Saccharomycetes; Saccharomycetales; Saccharomycetaceae. Gene Ontology annotation, cellular component: Golgi apparatus; endoplasmic reticulum.
AUGAGUACUAAGAAGCUUUCAAUUGAACAGCGGCUAUCAUUAGCUGCGAAAACUAAACCUAAAAAGAAGUCAAAGAAACUUUCUAGUCCUGUACCUGAGGUAGAUCCAAAGCAAGAUGAUAUAUCUGGUUCAAGAUCAAGAAGUGUAUUAAGUGUUGUAUCUGGUUCGGAAUUAGAAGCGGAUUCUACAGCGUCCCCUAAUACGACAACUAUAUUCGACGAAAUCUUCCCGGAUGGAUAUGACUCUUUAUCUAAUUCAGAGCUGUUGGAAAGACUGGCUCCCGAGCUUCAGAGGCUGCGAGAUGGUUUAGUUGCAGCUACUAAAAGUUUGGAGGAUGAACGCUCGAAGCGUCCAGUAGGUGCAACUGAAGACGCUUCCUUGCUGAGACUACUAAAGGAAAAGGACUUAGAGAUUGCUCAGUUGCGGAAGGAAAAGGACGAUUUAUCUAAGAAUGAAGUCAAGCAUACGAAUAUUAUUCAGGGAAUGAUCAAAAAAGAGGCCAAGUUGGCUGACUCCAUGCAAGACCUGGAAGGGAAACUGUCGGAUAAGACUGCCGCCGUUAAGGAAAUGGAAAGAGAACUCUCGAAAGUAAGACAGGAAUUGGAUCAGCGUAAUAAAAAGCUGUUCAAUUUGGAAUCUGAAUUAAAAAGCACCAGGGAAACUCACCAGAAGUUAGAAAAGGAAUAUUCAGGCAUUAAGGAGCAGUUGAAACUCUGCCAAGCUGACGUUAACUCUACAGAAUUGAAGUUAGAAGCUCUCAAAGAGGACAACGCGGAGCAGAAACGUCUAUUAAUUGAGAAAUACGAUCAAUUGAAAGCGACAUCUAAUUCAGAAAUAACGAGAUUAGAAGGAAUAUUGGAAAGCUUGCGCCUGGAGAACGAAACAUUGACUCAUGGAGGGAAGCUCGAUUCUGCUGAAAACUCCCAGUAUAAAGAACUAUUAUUGCAGUAUGAGACUGUUCAAAAGGAGUUCCAGAAGAGCAAGGACAGUUGGGUAAAGAAUGAGUUUAGUAUCAAUGAAAAGAUUCAGGUUUUGGAAACCAAACUUAAUGAAUUAGAAAGGAUAAACGCAGAAUUGACUGAGAAAUGUACUUAUUAUGAGAACGACAAACAUCGGAUCUACGCAGAACUAAAUGCAUCUAAUCAGAGGAAUGAAGAAUCUAAUAUUAGGCAACUGCAACUUGAAAAUGAGCUAAAGAAAUGCUCUGAUAAUCUCAGCAGUUUACGCGAUGAUUACAGCUUAUUACAAGAUAAAUUCGAGAUGCAAAAGAGGCAACUGGAAGCCAGGAUGAGCAAAAUGGGUGACAACUCAACACGUGUGGAUUAUUUUUCUGCUAAUUCAGCAGUUACAGAAGGCACUUCAUUUAAGGAUUAUACACCAAUAGAUGAAACUCCUUUUCCGGUUGAUCUUCCAACCUCAGAUGACGCCUCACUGCGAUCGAUUCCAGGAAGCGAUAUUCCCGAAGAAGCAGCCGAUCUAAACGCUAAUAGAAAGAGCUCUACCGAGAGCAAUCCUGCCAGUCAUGCUUUCACGGGGCCCUCAGCACCACCGGUUGCUUUAAAUCAUAGAAAUGCGCACUUAAUAAGCAAACUCAGUUCAGAACUAAGGCGGCUUGAGGCUGAAAGUUUAGCAUUAAAGGAACUAAACCGCAACCUAGAAGACGAGAAGUCAAGAGCGAAAGAAGAAAUAAUACAGCUAUUGGAGGAAAACCAAAGUGUUAAAGCACUGCGCACUAGUAAAGAUGAGCUGCAAUCCGAAUUUAAAUCUUUAGCUGCAAAGCAAGAAAAGGUUCUGCAACUUCUAGGAGAGAAAUCAGAAAGGGUAGAAGAACUGGAAAACGACGUUAAGGACUUAAAUGAACUAAUCCACAUGCAAGUGCAGCAAAUGGUGGAGUUACAGGAAGCAGCCCGUAAAUAA